UCACACAAUGGCGGCCUCCAUGUGGCUGUAGAAUCAACGUGAGUUUGCUCAUGUUUUCAAGUCAGUAACGUAAAGAAAAUCUUCCAAUAAUCAACUGACGUAUUCUUGGAAGCCACUGUAAGGUCCUCAGUGUGAAGCUGCUGUCGGCUGAGAUUCAGUGUUUAUAUCUGCGAUGGCUUCGUUCAAACCCACCAAAGUACUGAGCUAUCCUAAACUAGGAGAGAAAGUGACAGAAGAAACGCUGUACUGGAAAAACUAUAAGCCUCCAGUACAGAUUAAAGAGUUUGGCGCCGUAUCAAAGAUCGACUUCUCUCCUCUUCCACCUCACAAUUAUGCCGUCACGGCCUCCACCAGAGUCCACAUAUAUGGGCUUCACUCUCAAGAGCCCAUUCGAAACUUCACACGGUUUCAUGAUACGGCAUAUGGAGGCAGUUUCAGAGGAGACGGAAAACUUUUAGUUGCAGGAAGCGAAGAGGGUCUGAUCCGACUGUUCGACAUCGGGGGCCGAGUGUCUCUCAGACAGUUUAAAGGACACUCUAAAGCGGUGCACGCCACCUCGUUCCUUUCUGAUGGUUUUCGUGUGCUGUCGGGUUCAGAUGACCUGACGUGUCGUGUGUGGGACGUCGCCAGUGCCGUUGAGCUCAGUUCAUUCACCGAACACACUGAUUAUAUCAGAGCCAUCGCUCCCAGCAAACUCAACCCAGACCUGUUUGUCACUGGUUCGUAUGACCACACAGUGAAAAUGUUCGACGUGCGCUCUGGUAACAGUGUGAUGACUAUACAGCACGGUCAGCCUGUGGAGUGUGUGCUGCUGUACCCGUCUGAAGCUCUGCUGGUGUCCACAGGAGGGCGCUAUGUAAAGGUUUGGGACCUGUUGAAAGGCGGACAGCAGCUUGUUUCUCUUAAAAAUCACCAUAAAACAGUAACAUGUGCAUGUCUGAGUUCAAGCAACAAACUGUUGACAGCAUCACUGGACCGGCACGUCAAAGUAUAUAACUCCUCCUAUAAGGUUGUGCAUAAUUUUGACUGUGCGUCAUCUAUCCUCAGUCUGGCUGUUGCGCCUGAUGAUGAAGCAGUCGCUGUAGGAAUGACUAAUGGUGUGUUGAGCAUCAGACACAGGAAACACAAAGAAGAGAAAGAAGCUUUAACAAAUCGAAGGAAAAGGGGUCCGUCGUACCGCUUCUUUGUUAAGGGGAAAAACUUUGUGCCUAAACAGGAUGAUUUCCUGGUCAGUAAACCAGUGAGGCAACAUCUACAGAAAUACGACAAACAGCUAAAAAGAUUUGAGGUCUCCAAAGCCCUGGACACGGCGCUCGAGACAUGGACGCGCACUACUAAACCAGAGGUGACGGUCGCAGUUAUAAUGGAGCUGAUUCGCAGAGGAACACUGAAAAACGCCCUCGCUGGGCGAGAUGAAGUCAGCUUAACCAAGAUACUCAACUUUCUUCUCAAAAACAUCACUGACCCGCGCUUCUCUCGGCCUCUGCUCACAGUCGGGGACAUUGUUCUGGAUCUAUAUCAGCAGGUUAUUCCCCAGUCACCUGUGGUGGAGCGCCUGCUGCAGCGUCUCUAUGAAAUUUUGGGUCGAGAAGCAGAACUUCAGCAGGAGCUUCUGCAGGUUUUGGGCAUCCUGGACACACUUUUUGCCUCCCUGAUGCCCAGAAAAGAGGUUGCCAAUUUUGGCAUGGCAGCAGCAGCGCAGGAGUCCCAGCUACAGGCUGCCUGAGGUCUUGUGACACAAACCGAAACAUGCUGGAUUUGACUGAGACGUGGCGAAACUGGAAAGAGAAAAUGGAAGGAAAUAAGUGUGAGACGGAGCUGCGGGUAGCAAGUUGCCCAAUGCCAGCGUGUCAUUCACUUUCUGCUGAUGUUCGCAGAAUUUCAGACUGUAUUUUGUAUAUUCCUGUCAUAAAGUUUUUGAAUCUC
Molecule: messenger RNA, 1926 nt
Organism: Danio aesculapii
Lineage: Eukaryota; Metazoa; Chordata; Actinopteri; Cypriniformes; Danionidae
Gene: utp15
Product: UTP15 small subunit processome component
Exons: 13
Coding region: 173-1726 (517 amino acids)
Biological process (GO): rRNA processing; positive regulation of transcription by RNA polymerase I
Cellular component (GO): nucleolus
Molecular function (GO): protein binding
Source: RefSeq, a predicted model, not a curated record